AUGAAGUUCGCCUGGGGGACAACGCUCCUGCUUCUCUCGACCAGUGCUUGGUCACUGGCUAUUCCCGGAUCCGAGGUAUCCGAUCCCACAGAUGGAGACUCCUCCACUGAACUCUCCCACUUUGUGAGCCUCGAGAAACGCCGCGGCGGUGGUGGCGGAGGACGUGGUGGUUCCAGUGGCAGUUCCAGUGGCAGCUCAGGAGGAAGCAGUGGAGGCCGCAGUGGCUCAAGUUCCGGCAGCAGUGGCUCAUCGGGCUCCAGCAGCAGCGGUGGUCGUACAGGCUCAUCAGGCUCCGGCAGUUCGGGCAGCUCGGGCAGCUCUAACAGCCGCAGUGGCUCCAGCAACGUCGGUGGGACGACCAGCUCCGGUUCCGGCACGAGAGCCAGCUACGGCAAAGGCAGCUACUACGCCGGCGGUGCCACCACACCCUACCGAUCUGGAUCUCGCUCCAAGGGCAGCAAUAUCGCCCCGUAUGUCCUCGGUGGUGCGGCCCUGGGCUUCUUCCCCGGUAUCUGGCUGUACAGCGCCUACGCCUACCCCUACUCGCACAACUACCACUACUACAACCAGGACGAGCACAAGAACGAGACCUACCCUGUGAUUUGCGUGUGUCAGGAAUACUCUGAGUGUGGAUGUGAUGACAAUACCAAUCGCACUUACUACGAGUCUCUGUUCAAUGGUACCGAGCCCAAGAACUCCAGCGUCGUGCGCGUCGUCAAGGAGGCGAAUGGCACGGAGACCAUCUAUAUCAAUGGAACUUUGCCCAACGGCACUACUGCUGCCAGUGGUGAUUCGAGCUCCGGGGGCUCGCCUCUUGCCACGGCUCUGGAAGCCAGUGGGUUCUGGGUGACUGUUGCUACGGUGGUGGGCAUGGUCUACUUCUAA
Penicillium olsonii is the source of this 885-nucleotide messenger RNA. NCBI's taxonomy places the organism in Eukaryota, Fungi, Ascomycota, Eurotiomycetes, Eurotiales, Aspergillaceae. The record is from the annotation of a GenBank genome assembly.